AUGUCCUCCCCUGGCCCCAAGACGAUCCGAGUCGGCACCCGCCGCUCAGCCCUGGCGCUCGCGCAGACCAACCUCGUGAUCGCGGCACUGCAGCGCGCCCACCCGGACCUCACCUUCGAGGUGCACGCGAUGGCGACCAUGGGCGAUCGCGAUAAGACGACGCCGCUACCUGCGCUGGGCAAGGGGUUGUGGACGUCAGAGCUCGAGGCGCGCCUGACCUCGGGCGAGAUCGACAUCAUCGUGCACUCGCUCAAGGAUAUGCCGACGACUUUGCCGGAGGGCUGUGUCCUCGCCUGCGUUACGGCGCGCGAAGAUCCCCGCGAUGUGGUCGUCUUCAAGAAGCGGUAUCAAGAGGAAGGACGUUACAAGACGCUUUCAGACCUGCCGCAGGGUAGCGUGGUGGGCACGAGCAGUGUGCGCCGGGCGGCACAAUUGCGCCGGAGGUAUCCCGGCCUGGUCUUCCGGGAUGUCAGGGGGAAUGUGGAGACCAGGCUGGCGAAGUGCGACGCUGAGGUUGAGGAAGGGAAAGGGGAGAGGUAUGACGCCCUCAUUAUUGCGGCAGCCGGCCUGAAGAGGUUGGGAUAUGAGGGGCGGAUUUCGCAAUACCUGGACUCUACGACUGAAAGUGGCGGGCUGCUCCAUGCUGUCGGCCAGGGUGCACUGGGCAUUGAGGCUCGAGAGGGAGACGAGGCAGUGAUUCAAUUGCUCAAGGCCGCAGAAGAUCGGCCAACCAUGCUGGCUACUUUCGCGGAGCGGGCUGUGAUGAGGACCCUGGAGGGUGGCUGCAGCGUGCCAAUUGGCGUGGAGACGGCCUGGGUUGAGGAAGAUGGCAAGAAAAAACUGCGUCUGCGGGCAACGGUCGUCAGCUUGGACGGCAAGGAAGCCGUGGAUGGCGAGCAGACGGCGGAUGUGAACACUCUGGAGGAGGCCGAAGUGCUCGGCAAGGAGCUGGCCCAGCAGCUAUCAACGAACGGAGCGCAGAAGAUCCUCGACGACAUCAACAAGGGCCGGGUCACCGGAGCCGCGCUCAAAGUGAGCGACGUCUGA
Thermochaetoides thermophila DSM 1495 is the source of this 1047-nucleotide messenger RNA. Its product is annotated as porphobilinogen deaminase-like protein. Gene Ontology annotation, molecular function: hydroxymethylbilane synthase activity. The record is from RefSeq and is a predicted model, not a curated record. The transcript has a single exon. Gene Ontology annotation, biological process: heme biosynthetic process. Gene Ontology annotation, cellular component: cytoplasm. Lineage: Eukaryota; Fungi; Ascomycota; Sordariomycetes; Sordariales; Chaetomiaceae. The coding region runs from base 1 to 1047 and encodes 348 amino acids.